This is a messenger RNA of Ictalurus furcatus (blue catfish), 2115 nucleotides long. RefSeq names its product transmembrane protein 41ab (gene tmem41ab). The transcript has 6 exons. The coding region runs from base 307 to 1164 and encodes 285 amino acids. The record is from RefSeq and is a predicted model, not a curated record. NCBI's taxonomy places the organism in Eukaryota, Metazoa, Chordata, Actinopteri, Siluriformes, Ictaluridae.
AUAAUAUUAAUCUUAUAUAUCAUGUGCUUGUAUUAGGGAAGAAAUGAUUUCCAUGAAAGCUUGUGUAUGUGAGUGUAGCCCGAAUAAGACUGAGGUGAACUCUCCAGCUGUCACCAGGCUCAUAUUUGUGUGCAUGUGACUGGUGCUGCCCCGUCUGGAGUUCCCCCACCGGUUUACAUGCCGUCUCGCUGUAGUUCCACGUACGUCUAAAGCUCGAGGGCGGACCGGGAGCCGUGACUCGAGCUGACCUUAAAUCUGCGGGGUCGCGCGCAGGCAGGACACUCGUUACCGGUUCUGUGCGGGAUCAUGCGCUCGAUAUGGGGUUUGUUUGCGGUGGUGGCCGCGGCCACGUUCUACCUCUAUGUGCUAUCGGCUUUUCUGCCACCCGGACCGCCUCGCGCGCAACAUCACGACCCCGCAGCCGGACCGGGAGCGCGUGAGGAGGACAGCGGUGCACAUGAAGAGGAGCUCCGGUUGCAUUUCCCAUCAGACCUGGAGGAGCUGCGAGAUCUGGCCGAGCUGCUCAAGUUUUAUAAGCGGCAACACACAGGUUAUGUGUUCGUGCUGUUCUGCAGUGCCUACCUCUACAAGCAGUCCUUUGCCAUACCUGGCUCCUCCUUCCUGAACAUGCUGGCGGGGGCGCUGUUUGGUCCGUGGUACGGCCUCCUCAUUGCCUGCACUCUCACCACAGUGGGCUCCCUUAACUGCUACCUGCUGUCCCGCACAUUCGGUAAAUGGCACGUCAUCCGCUUCUUCCCUGAGAAAGUGGCCAUGUUACAACAGAAGGUGGAAGAAAACAGGAGUAGUCUAUUCUUCUUCCUGCUUUUCCUGCGCUUCUUUCCCAUGACACCCAACUGGUUCUUGAAUGUAACCUCUCCCAUCCUCAACAUCCCCAUCCCCAUGUUCUUCUUCUCUGUCCUUAUUGGUCUGAUCCCCUACAACUUCAUCUGCGUGAGGACGGGAGCCAUCUUGUCGGAGAUCACGUCACUGGACGACAUCUUCUCCUGGGGAACUUUGCUGCAGCUUCUGCUUAUAGCAUGUGUGGCCCUGCUGCCCGGUGCCAUCAUCCGCCGCUACAGUCAGUCGCACCUCAAACUGGACAGCAUGAAGCCCAACGGCCAGAGCAAACAGCUCAAAGAGAUCAACCAUCUCAAAACCAGAUGACCUGCAGUAGAUCAGGGAUCUGCAGGAGCACAGCACUAAACUCAAGGCUAAUCCUACAGAAAAAGACACAUACCUGGCAACCCUGGUUUAAAUGAUAUAUACACCGAUCAGCCAUAACAUCCAUCCAUCCAUCCAUCCAUCUUCAACCGCUUACUCCUUUUCUGGGUCGUGGGGAACCUGGAGCCUAUCCCAGGGAGCAUCGGGCACAAGGCGGGGUACACCCUGGACAGGGUGCCAGUCCAUCGCAGGGCACACAAUCACACACACAUUCACACACCCAUUCAUACACUACGGACACUUUAGACACGCCAAUCAGCCUACCAUGCAUGUCUUUGGACUGGGGGAGGAAACCGGAGUACCCAGAGGAAACCCCCGCAGCACGGGGAGAACAUGGCCAUAACGUUAAAACCAAUAUUUUUGUGGACCUAAUAUUGUGUAGGUUUUCCUUGUGCUGCCAAAGCAGCUCUGACCCAUCUAGGCAUGGACUCCACAAGACCAAGGUGUGCUGUACGAUCUGCCACCAAGACAUUUGCAGCAGAUCCUGUAAGUUGUGAGGUAGGGCCUCCAUGGAUUGGAUUUGUUUGUCCAGCACAUCUUAGAGAUGCUCGAUUGGUUUGAGAUCUGGGGAAUUUGGAGGCCAAGUCAACACCUUGAACCCUAUGUGAUGUUCCUCAAACCGUUCCUGAAGAGUUUUUGCAGUGUGGCAGGAGCAUUAUCCUGCUGAAAGAGGCCACUGACGCUAAGGAAUACCAGUGCCAGGAAGGGGUGUACUCAGUCUGCAACAGUGUUUAGGUAGGAGGUGCGUGUCAAAGUAACAUCCACAUGUAUGCCAGGACCCACGGUUUCCCAGAAGAACAUUUCCAGCCCAGAGCAUCACACUGCCUCCACCAGUUUGCCUUCAUCCCAUAGUGCAUCCUUAAAGUGGUGAUAGAGAGUGACAAAGACAGGAAC